AUGUCUUACUAUCCCCCUAACCAACCUCCAUACGGAGGAUACGCACAGCAAGGACCUCCCCAGGGUCCUCCCUCGGGUCCUCCUCCCCAAGGCUAUCAUCAGCCUCCCUACCCAACACAGCAAUAUGGCGCCCCGCCACAGGGUCACUACCCCCCUCCCCCACAAGGCCAUUACCCCCCUCAGCAAGGGCAUUACCCUCCACCCCAACAAGGUCACUACGGUGCUCCUCCCCAGGGAAGCCCGUACGGCGCGCCCUCUCCUCAACCCCCAGCAGGGUAUCACGCCCCAUCCCCGCAACCGCCAUAUGGCCAGGCACCUCACGGCUAUGCCCCUCCCCAGAACCAACCACCACCCGGCGGACCCGGUUUCCCCCAGGGCCCACCCCCAGUCGGAUACGGCGCACCACCUCCAGGCGGGGCAUUCCCACCUCAAGCCGUGCCCUCAACACCAUCCCUCGGCUACAUCCCGGGCCAAGUCGCGCCAGGCGAGUUUCGCCCGCAGGCAGAGCAGCUGCGCAAAGCAAUGAAGGGAUUCGGAACCGAUGAAAAGGCCCUCAUUGCAGUCCUGGCGCGUCUCGAUCCCCUCCAGAUGGCGGCUGUCCGUGAUGCAUACUCCAAGCACCUCGGACGGGAUCUAUACAAAGACGUCAAAUCCGAGACGGGCGGCUACUUCGGCGACGGACUCCUAGCAGUCGUCGAAGGACCGCUCAUGCACGAUGUCGAAAGUGUACAUUUGGCAAUCGACGGCGCAGGCACGAAAGAAUGGCUCCUCAAUGAUAUCCUCCUGGGCCGCUCAAACGCGGAUAUGAAUGCCAUUCGCACCGCCUACGAAAUGCGAUACAAGCGCUCCCUCUCCAAGGAUGUCGAGAACGACCUCUCUUUCAAGACGAGCGAUCUCUUCGCGACUGUCAUCCGCGCUGCGCGCCAUGAGGAAUCCAUGCCUAUCAACCCGCAGGUUAUCGAAGCCGAUGUACGUUCCCUGCAGGGUAAGAAGAAUAUCACAGAGACAUGUGCUAUCUUCGCUCGCGCUUCUAAUGCCGAGCUCCGUGCUAUUAGCCAGACUUUCCAGUCGAGGUAUAAUACUUCCCUUGAGAAACAUAUCGAGAAGGAAUAUUCUGGCCAUAUGGAAGAUGCACUGCUUGUUAUGUUGCGCUCUGCUACGGAUCCGGCUAUGCGGGAUGCGAUCCUGCUAGAUGAAUGUAUGCGUGGCAUGGGAACUAAGGAUGAGCGUCUUGUUAUUCGUGUUGUUCGUGUUCAUUGGGAUCGGAAUCAUAAGGAGAUGGUCAAGCGGGCUUAUCAGCAUCGCUUUGGGAAGAAUUUAGUUGAUCGGGUGCGUGGUGAGACUUCUGGGGAUUAUGGGCGGUUGAUGGUUGCUCUUCUUGAGUAA
This is a messenger RNA of Penicillium arizonense, 1386 nucleotides long. RefSeq lists its product as uncharacterized. Gene Ontology annotation, cellular component: cytoplasm. The transcript is spliced from 2 exons. The record is from RefSeq and is a predicted model, not a curated record. Lineage: Eukaryota; Fungi; Ascomycota; Eurotiomycetes; Eurotiales; Aspergillaceae. The coding region runs from base 1 to 1386 and encodes 461 amino acids. Gene Ontology annotation, molecular function: calcium ion binding; calcium-dependent phospholipid binding.